Molecule: messenger RNA, 2722 nt
Organism: Schistocerca piceifrons (Central American locust)
Lineage: Eukaryota; Metazoa; Arthropoda; Insecta; Orthoptera; Acrididae
Product: acyl-CoA synthetase short-chain family member 3, mitochondrial
Exons: 14
Coding region: 34-2079 (681 amino acids)
Source: RefSeq, a predicted model, not a curated record
GAUACGUAAACAAAUGGUAGCUCAGCUGUGAUCAUGAACGUAGAUAGGUUGGUUGAAGACCAUACAUCGGCAGAAGGGAAGGAUAUCAUCGAGAAUUACAUUAAGGAUUCGCGCUUAAACAAGAAUCAGCUAGAUGCGACGCCAAAGCAGCACAUCCACGUCAGCAAGAAAUACACGGAGGCGUUCCGGAGAUCGCUCGAAGAACCGGAGGAGUUCUGGUCGGAAGUGGGCCGCUGCGUAACCUGGUCCAAGCCCUGGGUCAAAGUCCUCGACAACUCUGAAAAGCCCUUCACGAAAUGGUUCGUCGGCGGCGAGCUGAACGCGUGCUACAACGCCGUGGACAGGCACGUGGAGGCGGGCCGCGGCCACCACGUCGCGCUCGUGCACGACAGCCCCGUCACACGCACGCUGAGAAACGUCACCUACGCCGACCUGCUCGACAAGGUUUCAAGGCUGGCUGGUGCUCUAGCAACACUUGGAGUAAAGAAAGGGGAUCGUGUUCUCAUUUAUAUGCCUAUGAUUCCUGAGGCAAUUAUGGCAAUGUUAGCAACUGCUAGGCUGGGAGCUGUCCACUCUGUUGUCUUUGGAGGUUUUGCCGCACGAGAGCUUUGUGUUAGAAUAGAGCAUGCAGAGCCUAAAAUUAUUAUAGCUGCUAGCUGUGGAGUAGAACCCAACAAAGUAGUCAGAUACAAAGAAGCCCUGAAUGUGGCAGUAGCAACUUCUAGCUGGAAACCACAUCGUUGCAUCAUUUUCCAACGAUAUAAUGUUGCCAUAGCAGAUCUGGAUACUAAAUAUGAUAUUUCAUGGGAUGAUGCUCUUUUACUGGGUUCGCCUCACCCUUGUGUUCCAGUAGAGGCUAAUGAACCACUUUAUAUACUAUACACAUCAGGGACAACAGAUCAACCUAAAGGAAUUCUCCGUCCUGUUGGAGGCCAUAUUGCCACACUUGCAUGGACAAUGCCAACAAUAUAUGGAAUUGGAAUGGAUGAUGUUUGGUGGACAGCAUCUGACAUGGGAUGGGUGGUGGGUCAUUCAUAUAUUUGUUAUGCACCUCUAGUAUAUGGUGUCACAUCAGUGAUGUAUGAGGGAAAGCCUGAUCGUACACCAGACGCUGGCCAGUAUUUCAGGAUAAUACAACAACAUCGAGUAAAUUCUUUGCUUACUGCACCAACUGCGCUACGUGUAAUAAGGAGAGUUGAUCCUGAGAUACAACAUGGAAAGAGAUACUCAACUGAAUCGUUGAGAACGUUGUUUGUCGCUGGAGAGCACUGUGAUCAUGAAACCAAACAGUGGGCCGAGAAAGUCUUCCACGUACCAAUACUUAACCAUUGGUGGCAGACAGAAACUGGCCAUUCAAUAACUGCAACAUGUGUUGGAUAUGGUCAUAGUACAAAACCACCAAUGUACUCAGCGGGAAUGCCUUUUCCUGGGUUUGAUGUUCACAUUUUGCGGCAUGAUGGCACUGAGUCAGACAGGAAUGAACUGGGUCGCAUUGUGUGCAAGCUACCUUUACCGCCUGGUACAAUGUCCACCUUGUACAAAGCUGAUGACAGGUUCAAGCAAAUAUACUUCACCAAAUUUCCUGGUUAUUAUGACACCAUGGACGCUGGAUACAUUGAUGAAAAUGGCUAUGUGUAUGUAACAGCUCGCGAUGAUGAUGUAAUAAAUGUAGCAGGGCACAGGAUGUCCACUGCCGCUCUUGAAGAUGUGGUUCUCAGCCAUCCUGAUGUGGGAGAUGCUGCAGUUGUGGGUGUUCCAGAACCUACAAAAGGGGAGAUACCACUUUGUUUAUAUAUGAUAAGAUCAAAUGCAAGGAAAACUGAAGCAGAAAUAACAAAUGAACUAGUAAAGAUGGUCAGGGAACUUAUUGGUCCAAUUGCUGCCUUUCGUCUAGCUGCACCUGUAAGGGGACUUCCACGAACACGCUCUGGAAAGACAUCUCGAAAAUCAAUUGCAGAUUUAGCAAGAAAUAAGUUUGUGAAGAUACCAGGUACAAUUGAGGACCCAACUGUGUACAAAGAUAUCAAAAGAGCAUUACAGACCCUAGGUUACGCCAAAACAGCUCCUGAUCCUCAGUGAAUACAUUUCUCUUGUUGAUGCAGAAGAAGGUAUAACCAAAAAGAAAUUUAGAAAAACACUUAGAAGUCUCUUGGAAACAUACACUAGUUAGAAGUUACAUGGCAAAUGUAUCUCUACAACCUAAAAAUUAUAGAUAUGCUGUAGUGAAUUAUUCAGAUAGUAAUGAAGAUGAAGCAGAAAGUAAAAACAAGUAGACAUUUAAUUUAGAUCAGUCAUUACUUUCUACCUUAUGUGAACAGAAUAUACCUAAUGUUUGAUGAAAUUACUAAGAGACUUCUUUAAAAGUACAAACCUUGUAGACAUUCUUGUGUUUAAUACAUUCACAUGUAAUGACAAAUGUUCACCAAAAGGGGCUGUGGAACUCUAAAGUGCCACACUAACUAACAAAAUUAGCCACAGAAACAAGGUAUGAUGUACAAGUAACACAUUCUCUCAUUUGAUAGGUUUAUUAUAAAGUUGGAAUUACUGCUUUUACAUUGACAAUUAUAUGCAGUACCAGAAAAAAAUUAUGAUGUGCAGAAAAGUUGGAGAAAAAUUAUACAUUCGUUGGUCCCUUGACAUGAACAUUUAGUCUGCCAAUAUGACACAAUCAUAUAUCAGGUCCCAUAAUUAUCCAGUCAUGAAAAUGUGUAAUUGCUUCAUU